AUGGAAAAUAGCAGCUCCACCAGUGGAUUCCUCCUCCUGGCAUUCACAGACAGGCAGGAGCUGCUGCUCUUGAUCUUCUGGCUCUUCCUGGGCAUCUCCCUGGCUGCCCUCCUGGGCAACGGCCUCAUCAUCACCACCAUAGCCUGUGAUCAGCACCUGCACAGCCCCAUGUACUUCUUCCUGCUGCACCUCUCCCUCACAGACCUGGGCUCCAUCUGCACCACUGUGCCCAAAGCCAUGCACAACUCCCUCUGGGGCACCACAACCAUCUCCUACACAGGAUGUGCCGGACAAGUUUUUACCUUUUUUUGGUUUGCAUGUGCAGAGUAUUGUCUCCUCACCAUCAUGUGCUACGACCGCUACGUUGCCAUCUGCAAACCCCUGCACUACGGGACCCUCCUGGGCAGCAGAGCUUGUGCCCACAUGGCAGCAGCUGCCUGGGCCACUGGGUUUCUCAAUGCUCUGCUGCACACAGCCAAUACAUUUUCCCUGCCCCUGUGCCAGGGCAAUGCCCUGGGCCAGUUCUUCUGUGAAGUUCCCCAGAUCCUCAAGCUCAUCUGCUCAGACUCAGACUAUCUUAGGGAAUUUGGGCUUAUUUCUUUCAGUCUUUCCUUAUCAUUUGGUUGUUUCAUUUUCAUAGUUUUCUCCUAUGUGCAGAUCUUCAGGGCUGUGCUGAGGAUCCCCUCUCAGCAGGGACGGCACAAAGCCUUUUCCACGUGCCUCCCUCACCUGGCCGUGGUCUCCCUGUUUAUCAGCACUCUCAUGUUUGCCUACCUGAAGCCCCCCUCCAUCUCCUCCCCAUCCCUGGACCUGGUGGUAGCAGUUCUGUACUCGGUGGUGCCUCCAGCCCUGAACCCCCUCAUCUACAGCCUGAGGAACCAGGAGCUCAAGGAGGCCAUCAGGAAACUGAUUUCACGGACAUUUUCCAAUAGCUGUAAAAUUCUCACCUCUUUUACCACAGGCCCUUACACCAAAAAACAGGAAAUGUCCAACAGCAGCUCCACCAGCGGAUUCCUCCUCCUGGCAUUUGCAGACACACGGGAGCUACAGCUCUUGAUCUUCUGGCUCUUCCUGGGCAUCUCCCUGGCUGCCCUCCUGGGCAACAGCCUCAUCAUCACCACCAUAGCCUCUGACCAGCACCUGCACAGCCCCAGGGACUUCUUCCUGCUGCACCUCUCCCUCACAGACCUGGGCUCCAUCUGCACCACUGUGCCCAAAGCCAUGCACAACUCCCUCUGGGGCACCACAACCAUCUCCUACACGGGAUGUGUUUCCCAGGUCUUUUUGCUGUUCUUCUUCCUUGGAGCAGAGUUUGCCCUUCUCUCUGUCAUGUGCUACGACCGCUACGUUGCCAUCUGCAAACCCCUGCACUACGGGACCCUCCUGGGCAGCAGAGCUUGUGCCCACAUGGCAGCAGCUGCCUGGGCCAGUGGAUUUCUCUAUGCUUUGCUGCACACAGCCAAUACAUUUUCCCUGCCCCUGUGCCAGGGCAAUGCCCUCCAGCAGUUCUUCUGUGAGGUUCCUCAGAUUGUCAAGCUCUCCUGUUCACACUCCUACUUCAGGGAAAUUGGUCUUCUUGGGGUUACUACCUGUUUAGGGUUUGGAUGUUUCAUUCUCAUUGUUUUCUCCUAUGUGCAGAUCUUCAGGGCUGUGCUGAGGAUCCCCUCUCAGCAGGGACGGCACAAAGCCUUUUCCACGUGCCUCCCUCACCUGGCUGUGGUCUCUAUCUUUGUCAGCACUGGCACAUUUGCCUACCUGAAGCCCCCCUCCAUCUCCUCCCCAUCCCUGGAUCUCAUGGUAUCAGUUCUGUACUCGGUGGUGCCUCCAGCCCUGAACCCCCUCAUCUACAGCCUGAGGAACAAGGAGUUCAAGGAUGCCCUGGGGAAACUGAUGACUGGGUGCCUGAUAUCCAGCCUAAAUUUCCCCUCUUUCAACAAAUGGUGA
Myiozetetes cayanensis is the source of this 1944-nucleotide messenger RNA. Its product is annotated as olfactory receptor 1L6-like. Lineage: Eukaryota; Metazoa; Chordata; Aves; Passeriformes; Tyrannidae. The transcript has 4 exons. Gene Ontology annotation, biological process: G protein-coupled receptor signaling pathway. The record is from RefSeq and is a predicted model, not a curated record. Gene Ontology annotation, molecular function: olfactory receptor activity; G protein-coupled receptor activity. Gene Ontology annotation, cellular component: membrane. Bases 1 to 1944 code for a protein of 647 amino acids.